Nilaparvata lugens (brown planthopper) is the source of this 1887-nucleotide messenger RNA. RefSeq names its product SET domain-containing protein SmydA-8-like. The coding region runs from base 274 to 1764 and encodes 496 amino acids. Gene Ontology annotation, molecular function: protein binding. The record is from RefSeq and is a predicted model, not a curated record. The transcript is spliced from 9 exons. Lineage: Eukaryota; Metazoa; Arthropoda; Insecta; Hemiptera; Delphacidae.
AACCAGUGAACUCUUCACACACUCAUCUGUCAUGUUUACUUGAGAAGUGCUACUGUGAAAACGUGGGUUAUUAUUGAGAGUCUCCAAUAAUACAUUGCAGUGUAAUCAACAAGCCUACGGUUCGGAAAUUUCACUUUCAUUCAUAUAUCAUUCCUCAUAUCUAACUUGAUUCAUAUAUCAUUCGAGAGGAUAUUAUAAAUAGUCAGAAGCGACGGUUUUAAACAGCGACUGGGUCUAUCUGAUAGCUCUGUCAACGUAAAUCAGUCUCCUGGGAUGACUGAAGCUUUCAAAAUUGAGAAGAAUGAUUCAGUUGGAAGGUAUGCUGUGACGAAACGGGACUACAAACCGGGUCAGGUGCUUUUCGAAGAACGACCUGUGGCAGUAGGACCCAAGUCGUGUUCACCAGUCUUAUGCCUGAGCUGUUACACACGAACAGACGGCUCUGUCCGUUGUGACAAAUGCGGUUGGCCUGUAUGCAGUCAGGACUGCGCAGGCGACCGGCUACACGCGCAGGCAGAGUGUGGGGUGUUCAGUGCAGCCUCGGUCAGAUUCCAGCCUGAAGAAGAUCCACAGUUGCCAAGUCCUCAACUGGAAUGUAUCACUCCGCUGCGAGUCUUGUUGACCAAGGAGACUGACCCAGAAAGAUGGAAGAAAGAGGUUUUACUGAUGGAGUCACAUAGUAAAGAGCGCAAAAAGAGUGAACACUGGAAUGUAGAGAAAGUGAAUAUUGUUGACUUCUUGUUGAAAAGAUGUAAAUUGGAAGGAAGGUUCAGCGAUGAAGAGGUUCAUUUUGUCUGUGGAAUACUUGAGGUGAACAGUUUCGAAGUGAGAACCACGUAUGGAGUGGCGAUUCGUGGUCUAUAUCCGAAUCUGGCCAUCCUAUCUCAUAAUUGUGUGCCAAAUACCACCCACAGUGUUAACUCCAAUGACAACUACAGGUUGACAGCUCGAGCCACAGUUGAUAUAAAGAGUGGGUGCGAACUGUUGACCACCUACACGCAUACCAUAGCACCAACCCUUUUCAGACGCGAACAGCUGUUGUUGUCAAAGUACUUCGAAUGCAGCUGUCGACGAUGCGCGGACCCCACAGAGCUGGGUACUCACAGCAGUUCGCUGAAAUGCACCAAAUGUGACAACGGACUCAUCAUGUCCGUCUCUCCAUUGAAUGCAGAGUCUGAGUGGAAAUGUACACACUGUCCGUUCACGCUGAGCGCCGAUCAAGUGACGCGCAUCUUCAUGACAAUCCAAGCGGACAUAGACGGCCUGGAAACCAUGCCCAACGCAGAUAGCACCAUUGAAACGGGCGAAAAGCUGCUGAGGAAAUAUCGCAGUGUUCUACAUCCGAGACAUGCGUUCAACACGACAAUUCGCCACUGCCUGGUGCAGUUGUAUGGCCGAGUCGCUGGCUACACUUUCGACGACUUGCCUGACAUUCUGUUGGAGCACAAGGUCGACCUUUGCGAGAGGAUAAUGGAGGUGGCCGAUGUUAUUGAGCCUGGCUAUAGUCGGCUGAGAGGACUGAUACUGUAUGAACUUCAUGUGCCAAUGAUGCUGUUCGCCAGAGCUCGAUUUGAAUAUGGAGAGAUCAAUAAGGAAACGUUUUGUGCAAAGAUGGAACAAGUAAUCAAAAUCUUGGAAGAAGCCACUGCCAUAUUGAUCCUAGAGGAUGCAACUACUUCAGAAGGAGCUAUAGGUCUGAUGGGUCAACAGUCUCUGGAGCAAUUGAAAUCGUCUCUUGCGGUUGUCAAGUCAUCAGCGGAUUAAAGCCUCAUAAUAAUUCAUUUAUUCAUUCAUUGUAUGGAAAAUUAUAAUAUCGGAAUGAAAAAAUAGGCGCCAGCCCAAAACUUCUUCUGUUCAUAAUUUUUUUCCAAUAAAAUGUUGAAAGCA